Molecule: messenger RNA, 841 nt
Organism: Trachymyrmex cornetzi
Lineage: Eukaryota; Metazoa; Arthropoda; Insecta; Hymenoptera; Formicidae
Exons: 4
Coding region: 15-443 (142 amino acids)
Source: RefSeq, a predicted model, not a curated record
AAACAUUAUUUGACAUGACCACUAUCAUAAAGGUUAAAUACGUUGAAUAUUUAUCAAAUGACGAUGACGCUGGACAUCUAGAAGUCACAGCUGUAGACAGAGAAGUACUGGUGAAUAUAAAUUGUCCAAUUAGAAUGAUACUCAAUUACAUAAGAAAAGUCGCACGUGUGAAUGGCGAGUUCGAUUUGUGCGAUGAAAUAAAUUGUCAUCCGAAGAGUACAUCUUUUUAUGAACCUUGUACACGUGGAACAGAUAUUCUUCAACCAGAUUUAACAUAUUUUAUCAUUACUUUCGAACGAGAUGAAAAUGGACAAAUGAUAAACCUUACCCCGCUUUUAACCGGAAAAGCGGCCAAGAGAUUUUGCGAUAUUUUCUCGAAAAUCCAAAGACCAUCACAAAAAGCUUCCGUUAAAUCUGUACUCAAAAAGUAUAAUAAUGCAUAAUAAAUCUAAUGAAUAAAGAAUGUUACUUUACAAUCACAAUUGUACUAAAAUGCAUGUGUUUAGAUAGUGUUAAUUUUUGAAAAAAUAGAUGUGUGGAUGUCAUGUAUCAAAUAUGUUUGUAAAGAGUAAGUUAUAGUGGUGUAAGUUACUUAAUUAUGUAUGAUUUCAAGAAACAAAAGGUUUUUUCGACAUAUUUACUUCAGUAGACUAAUUCAAGUCAAGACUUCAAGUCGAAAUUUAAACAAAGUGACUUAAAACGGGUAAAUAAUGGUAUAGCACUAUCAUUUUCAGCCUUCCAUACAUACACAAUCAAUUUGUCAUACACCAAUGAAAAUAUAUUAUGAAAAUUGAGAAAUUUAUUACACACAUAUUUAGAGAGCUAUACUAAAAAUAUAUUA